Messenger RNA from Sclerotinia trifoliorum, 634 nucleotides. The record is from the annotation of a GenBank genome assembly. Lineage: Eukaryota; Fungi; Ascomycota; Leotiomycetes; Helotiales; Sclerotiniaceae.
GUUAUCCACCAGGGGCCAGCAUGAUAUGAUUGGUCGUUGUGAAGUCUGAUAUCCGCAUGAUUUUUAGGAUCUAUCCCGAGCUUUCAUUGAAUUGGAGCAAGAAAAGGAAUUUUCCACGCCAACGCACUCAAAUUGUAUCGCAAUACUAGACAGCGGACCGCAAUCAUGGGAGGUCCUAAUCUCGAAGUGUUCAAGGUAAAUAUUACCAGUUCUUCCACAGUUCAGCAUAUUAGAUACCACUUCAGACCCCGCCAUGGAAUCACAAUCUGACAAUAGAAUAGUUUGGCAUGUAUAUCAUGUUUCCAAUCGCAAUCAUGUACUACUAUGGCACAAAUCUCGACCAACGGUUCUCGGUCCCAGACUUCUGGCCGAAGGUUGAGCAAACCAAUCGCAUACCGUUUGAGAAGGAUGAGAUCAAAGCGGAGCUGGAGAGAUUGAGGCAAAAGAGAUUAUAUUUGAGAGAGCAAAGGCUGCGGGGCGCUAACGGCUCGAACGGGGAAGAGAAAUGAUGAAGAGGAUAAAAUUGAUGAGGAGAAUAGCAACAGGGUGGCGUGUGGGGGAAAUGACGACAAACAUAUCGCAUGGAAUGGUCAUGGCAUAGAAUUGGUUACAAGGCAGGCUGGCGUUCAAGGCG